AUAUCGGCACAGACGAAAACAAAAACUGAAUUUAACAACUUUAAGCAGAGAGAGAGAGAGAGAGAGAUCAAGCGAGCGACUGAGAGAGAGUGGUGUUCAGACAGAACCAAACCACGAUCCGUGCUUCUUUGUCCUUUUCUUCCUUCUCCAAACAAACAAAAGAAGAAGAAAAUCCCUUCCCCGACACUCCCAUUUGAACGGAGCUCAACAUUGCUCGAGACAGAGAGAGGUUAGGGAGAUAAACGAUGGAGCGGUACGGUCGCGUCGGCGAAGAAGGGCCACGGGCGGAUCCAUCACCUCCCGGAACCGAAACCGGUUUAGAAGGUUCGAUGUGGCGGUUAGGGCUGCGAGGCGGUGGAGGUGAAUCAUUCCCGGAGCGUCCCGAUGAGCCUGAUUGUAUUUAUUACUUACGUACCGGUGUUUGCGGGUACGGUUCCAGGUGUCGGUUCAAUCACCCACCAAACCGUGUACCGGUCUUGGGAGGUCUCAGAACAGAACCUGGAGAGUUUCCAGAGAGAAUGGGACAACCCGUGUGUCAGCAUUUUAUGAGAACGGGAACAUGUAAGUUCGGUGCUUCUUGCAAGUAUCACCAUCCUAGACAAAGAGGAGGAGAUUCUGUUACUGUCUCAUUAAACUACAUGGGAUUCCCAUUACGCCCGGGUGAGAAAGAAUGCUCCUAUUACAUGAGAACCGGUCAUUGUAAAUUCGGUUCCACCUGUCGGUUUCACCAUCCCCUUCCUCCUGGUGCACAACCGCCAUCUCACCAGCAGCAGUUAUCAACUGGUUCAGCUAUUUAUCCAUCGUUACAGUCUCAGUCAGGUGUUUUUGUAGCAAGACCACAGCUUUUACCAGGCUCCUAUGUUCAAAGCCCUUACGGUACUUACAGCCAAAUGGUUCUUCCUCCUCCCGGUAUGGUUCCAUACCCGGGCUGGAACCCUUACCAGGCUUCCCCUGGGAGUCAACCCUCUAUGGGAUCAAGCUCUGUUCCUUUGGCGCCUGCUUAUCAAACGAGCCUAUCUUCAAAUAAGGAGCAAUCUUUUCCUCAGAGACCUGGAGAACCAGACUGUCAGUACUUUAUGAGAACCGGAGACUGUAAAUUUGGAGCCUCUUGCAGAUUCCAUCACCCUCUUGAAGCAGCACCACCAAAAGGAGUUAAUCUCAGCAAUAUUGGCCUCCCACUUCGUCCUGGCACAGCGCCAUGCAGCCACUUUGCGCAACAUGGGAUCUGUAAGUUUGGGCCUGACUGCAAAUUUGACCACUCCAUGGGCUCUUCUUCACUAAGCUACAGCACGUCUGCUUCUUCGCUCACUUACCCUCCAGGAUCCUCAUCGCUCGGCACAUUAGCUGCGUCAUCAUCAUCGACGUCUGACCAACGCACAGAGCUUCACUCUUCGAGCUCCGUUAAACCAAAAACCACUACAAGUGGUGGCUCGGAAACUGUGUCCGCUGGAGUUUCUUCUUCUAUGACCGGGGGUGUGAGCGAGUCUGAGCCUGUUGCUGAGACCAAAAAUGGUGACUCGGCUAGCAUUGAGGAUGAGGUUAAGGCUUCAAGUUAAAGAGACAAAACUCAAAGGAGAGAAGAGAAGAGAAUCUCUCUCUAUUCUUCUUAGGUUAUCAUCUCUCUCUUUUUUUCUCUAUCUUCUUUUCAUCAAACUUUCAUGAACUCAGGAACAUAAAAAGGGAAAAGAUUCGUUUUUUGGGUAGAGACAGACAACACCAAGAAGCAGAAGGAGAGAGAGACGAAAGCAGCUCUAGUUUUAUGUGUUAUGUCUUUCCUCUUAUGUCUCUCUUACCAUGUUCAUAUGAUUCCUUCAUACGGCCAUCUAUCUUUUUUUCUUUUCUUUUUUCUGUUCAAACAUUUCGAAAACAAUUGUUAAUAAAAUGGCCUGAAAAUCCUUUGUUUCUUAA
Molecule: messenger RNA, 1908 nt
Organism: Brassica rapa (field mustard)
Lineage: Eukaryota; Viridiplantae; Streptophyta; Magnoliopsida; Brassicales; Brassicaceae
Product: zinc finger CCCH domain-containing protein 58
Molecular function (GO): metal ion binding; mRNA binding
Source: RefSeq, a predicted model, not a curated record